UUAACAACUUUACAGCUGUGAAGGCACUAAUAGGCUACAUAGCUUUUCAUGUUAGCCUGCUCAGGUUCUUCCAUCAAUGGAUAAAGACUCGUUCGUUAUAUUCGUUAACAGACAGGUGUGGAAGAACAAUAAUACCUUGCCAUAAUUCUGUGAUAAUUUGUUCUCAAGUUUCCGUCAUUUUUAGUGCUGCAAACAUAACGAUUGUUUACGUUUAACUGGAAGUUUCGCCCACAUUGCUCGCAAAGCGUCAUGGGACUCAGGAAUAUUGUGGAUACAUUUGUACUGAAAGCCUCGUUGCUUCAGAAAGCUUCAUUUUCCCAUCAUGAGGUCGAUAGGAUCAGUUGCGGUGACUGCUGGGACUUGAGGGUGCAAAGCGGGCACUCGUGAUCACCCCUCGGAAUGCUAAAAUGUCAUAUGGGACACCCUACAGUCUCGUGGACUUUGCAGGAACGCGCAAAUGAAGGCCAUGAAACCGCGAGUCCACAUCAAGUAUGCCAUUUGGGACAGGGCCAUUAUGGUCUAAAGGUGCCGCCUUGUGGUGGAAUAAUGCAAGGACACCACAUAUUGUGUCAACACCUUGUGUCUGAAUAAAUGAGUCGAAGGAGCUGAAUAAUGUAAAAAGAAAAAAGAUCUGCCCCACCUAUAUUUGUGGUCACAAGCCACUACUGUGUUCAUUUCAUUCUCGCUCUCUAUUUCUCUCGUCCUGCUAGAUAAUUUUUCAAUGUUCAUUGGUCAAAAAGUCACUAAAUUUAGUGACAAAGACACUAAGCUGGCAACAGUGGAAAUAAUAGGUCAUCCAGUUUUAUGAAUACUGUGGAUUCGGACACACUACUCAAUUGGCAUACUGUUUUUGGCAUACUAUGUAGUAGGGAAGUAUUGAUAUUCGAACGCAGCAACAGGCCUAUGUUUAUUUUUAUUUUUAAAUUAUGUGAUAAUUUCUUAAUGCAUAUUUGUGUUCAUUGUUUUUAUUUUUAAUAGUUAGAUUUAUUUUUAGUUUUAAAUAUUUAGUUGGGCUGAUAUGGCAUAUUCCUGCAAUUGUAAAUUGUUUAAACUAAUAUUGUUUUGAUAUUAAAAGCUAUUCUAUUCUAAUCCUAACUGCUAAUAUUUGGUGAAAAAAAUUACCAGACAAAAAAAUUAAAAUAAAUACAAAAUAAAAAUUCAGAGAUGCACGUUGAUGCAUGCGAUGACAAACGUACGGCUGCAAGCGUCAUUACGAAUCAAAGCGCCUGAUUUUAGAGUUAGACUGUUAACCAAGUAGCACUGACGUAUAUUUCGGCGUGAUAUCCCGAAAAUAUAUAACCUUCUGUCGAUAUAUGUUUCAUUUCCAUCUGUGUGCUCAUGGCAUCAUCUUCAGAGGAAUGCAGGUUUUUGGAUGAUUUAAAGAGGAAACGUGUUAAAAUAACGCUGUUAGAUACACAAGUCUUUGGCGUUAUACAGCGCAUCAAUUUAAACAAGACAGUCAUUUUAGAGGACGUGUCAGAAGUGAAAAGCGGGAGAAAAUUUCAAGGUGUCAAACUCUUUUUCGGGCAAGAAAUUGUUAAAGUGGAAUUUCCCAUUUCCGCGAAUCAAGACAACCCGUUCAUUGUUGAUGAUGAGAACAAGUCAAAUAUUCAGUCCGGGAACAGGAUAAUGCUGGAUGAUUAUGAACAUGAGGACUGCAUCAACUAUAUAGUGAUAGAUGAGCUUCAUGAGAAGUUUGGCCCAGCGGUUAUGCACAUCCAAGAACAAGAUGUGAUUGGGAUUGGAGCUGACGUAUUUGGACAAACUGAACAAGAGCGGCUUUGUUGGUUACAGGUUGCCACUAAGAACACAGUGUACCUCUUUGAUGUCCUUUUGCUUGGUGGAAGAGCUUUUAAGAACGGACUGUCCAUGAUUCUGGAAAAUCCCCACAUGCUGAAGGUCAUUCAUGACUGCCGCUGUGUUGCCAGAUGCUUAAAAGCACAGUUUGGAGUGAACCUUACUAAUGUGUUUGACACACAGGUAGCUGAUAUCAUGCUUUUCUACAAUGAAACCGGAGGCUUCCUACCAGACAGGGUCAGCACUCUGCAAGAGGUGGUCCGACUUCACCUAAAAGUUCCCAUAAUUGACCUCUUUCCUCUCUGGACCAAAGAACAGCAAACUAAGGAGAAGCCAGAGGUGUGGUAUAUGCGUCCUUGUCCACCUGCUCUGUUGAAGGUCAUGGCUGUAUCAGUCCUUCACCUGCUCCCUCUGCGUCUAGUUUUAUUGGAUGCCCUUAUGUCAGACUACACCAUCUUGGUAGAUUCCUACAUGGACACCUGCCACAACAAAUCUGUUAGUACGCUGCAUAUUGGCAAGCAGACUGGAAUUGAUCUCCCCAAAGAAGUACAAGAAUUGAAUGCAGUGAGGAAGGAACGACUGGAGUGGGCAACUCAUUGCUAUUCUGUUACCAAUGAUGGUUUUCUGGAACGCUCCAGCUUUAGGCCCUCUCUGCACUCCGACCCACACAACACAAAGUCUGCCUGUCCUGAGCCCUCUUCAGACACUGCAUGGCCUGAAUGAAGAUAUGCCAUCACAAAAGGCCCUUCUUUUAUGGGGGGUGAAUGUUCAUUUACACUAUUAGACAUGCUGUUGAUUUAAGGUUUAUUAGACUGCAUGGUCCACAAGUGGUUCAAGAUGAAAGAAAUCAAUCUAGCAUAAAUAUAGCAAUUUUCAUGGUUUUUGCAACAUGUUCUAGGCACUUAAUGGCAAUUAAAUUGUUUCCAUUAAUUUAAUGCACUGUAUACUUGUAGUCAUAUAACUUCCAAAAGCAAUUAUCUGAACUUUUUUUUUUUUUCUCUCAUCCAGCCUUUAACUAAUGUCACACACACUUCUAAUGGUAAAAAAUACAUAGAUUAAAUAGCUUUGGUCAUAUAACUAGGAAUAUUAAACAGUUGCCAAUAUGUAUAAGAAAAAAAAUCUAACAAUGAAGUAUUUCCUUGUGCUCUUGAUCGAAUUUACAUAAAAAGUAUGCAAUUCAUCAAGGGGAGUAGCAAUGUCUUAACGAUUUCAUACUGCAAUUAUGUUCCAAAGACACAAACAAUGAGACCAUGCUUUAUUUCUACUUGCGAUAAGUGCAGUCAUAAAUGAUAAUUCUUUUUUUUGUUAAUGUUUUAAUAGUUAUUUUUGGUUCUGAAUGGUAGCAAUAUCCAGAUAAUUAUAAAGUUAUUUCAAGAAAACUUUAAGUUAAUGCUAAGUCAUUGUGUAUUUUGGUUGUUUUUAAGAAAACAAAUGAUUUUCUAAAAAAUCAGAAAUAUAAAUAUUUGUAGAGUAAUAGCUGGAAUUAAGUAUUGUUAAUGAAUUCCAUUGUUGGAAGCUGAUAAAGCUAAAAUAUAAUUGUAACAAAUAAAACAAUGAAAGAUCAUUUAAAACUUGUUGGCAAACAAACAAAAAAUAUAAUGCUGCAACCAGCAGUUAUGGGGCUAAGCAUGUGCACUUACAGUAGGGGUGAAAACGGGGUUACAGUGAUAUCAUGUAGAUAUAGGGGCAAUAGUUAUAGGGCACAGUUUGUCAACCUAUGCAAAUACUUCUGAGACAACAAGAUGCUUUUUUUUUUUUUUUUUGUAAGAUUAAGAUCAUGCUUAUUCAAAACAAACACUUCAGAAAAGGGGGCAUAAUUUAUUGUUCAUUUCAGUCGCAAUUGACAUUUCAUCACAUCUUAAGUAUUCUACAAACAAAUUAAGCUCCAUUGUGACUGAAUCAUUCAAUGUGAGCCCACUUUGAAAAAUGUUCAAUACCAAACUAUUCGCCUCACUAAAGAAAAACAAAAUCAAAACAAAGAAACACUAAAGAAAAACAAGGUGUUUAAUAGGGGCCUUAAGACCCUGCAACAGGGGCUUUUUACCCUAAAUGCUAUCCUUUCACUUACUGGACAGUUAUUGCAUUUUUAUUUUGACUAUCACCUUGAAUGUAAUGGAAAAUGACAAAUAUUUUAUUUCAAAAUAAAUGUUAUAAUUUCCAGGAUAUUCAUUAGCUACAUACAUUUACAACAUUUAAAAUAAUAUUAAAUAUUAGAUCAAAUUGCUUUCAAAUCAUCUUUCAGACAUUACACACAGUGAUCUCAUGGAAGAGGAAAAAUGUGCAGUUCAUAGUUACAAACAGGUAUUUAGGAAAGUGCUGUGAUAAAAAUACUAAUUAUUGUUUUAGGAAAAAAUGAAAUCAAAGAAGCCUUUUAACCCGCAGAGCCUUUUGCCCCAUUGUACCCUACACUUACUACAUGGACAACACCUUAGCUUGAUGGGGGUUAUAAUAAUAAUAAAUUUUAUUUGCCUUUCACAGCACUUAAGGACACCUUACAGAAUAACAAGUAGUGAAAAGCAACAAUUUAACUAAUAAGCAAGUUAAAAUGCACACAAAACAGCAAAGCACACAGUUAAACCAAAAAUGUAAUAAUAAAAAAUAAAACUGUAACCUAUAUAAAAUAACAUAAAAAUGUUAGUUGUAUAAUGAAUACGUUUAUUUACAGUAAAUGGGUGGGGUUUUAUCUGGGACUUGAACUGUAAAAUAGAAUCCUGCUAUCGAAUAAAACGUCAAGUUCUGCAUCACUGAAAUAUGGUGCGCAUUUGUUCUUAGCGUCUGUUUCCAUGGUGACUCAUAGAUUUGGUGCUCUGCUGAGAAUGUCUUUCUGAGUUCACCGUGAAUGUGCCUGAACUGUGAGUUGAGGGGCCGUUUACACGACAACGUUUUCAACUGAAAACGGAAAACUUUUUAUGCGUUUUGGCUGUUCGUUUACACGACAAGGGCGUUUUAGGGCCUGAAAACGAAAACUUUUGAAAAUUGGCUUUCAAAGUGCAAGUUUUGGAAAACGAUGCCAUUACCGUCUCCGUGUAAACAUACGAAAACGCGAAUUUGUGAAAACGAUGACAUCUUGCGCACGCGUAUUACGUGUUAUAUAAAGAAUUAUGGAUUGAUAGGCAUCAGUUUGAGAUGUAUAAUUAUCAAUAUGAAUACUGGUGUCUGUGCAAAUAACAAUCAA
This is a messenger RNA of Myxocyprinus asiaticus (Chinese sucker), 4972 nucleotides long. RefSeq names its product exonuclease 3'-5' domain containing 1 (gene exd1). Lineage: Eukaryota; Metazoa; Chordata; Actinopteri; Cypriniformes; Catostomidae. Gene Ontology annotation, molecular function: nucleic acid binding; 3'-5' exonuclease activity. Gene Ontology annotation, biological process: nucleobase-containing compound metabolic process. The transcript is spliced from 11 exons. Bases 1339 to 2520 code for a protein of 393 amino acids. The record is from RefSeq and is a predicted model, not a curated record.